This is a messenger RNA of Amborella trichopoda, 2546 nucleotides long. Its product is annotated as P-loop containing nucleoside triphosphate hydrolases superfamily protein. NCBI's taxonomy places the organism in Eukaryota, Viridiplantae, Streptophyta, Magnoliopsida, Amborellales, Amborellaceae. The record is from RefSeq and is a predicted model, not a curated record. Gene Ontology annotation, molecular function: ATP binding; microtubule binding; microtubule motor activity. Gene Ontology annotation, biological process: microtubule-based movement. Gene Ontology annotation, cellular component: microtubule cytoskeleton.
GUUGAUUUUUUCUCUCUUGUGAAUCUAUCAAGCAUAAAAUAGGGCCUAACAUUAUUCUUAAUGUGUGGAAGAGAACAAUUGAUGAUAUAAGGAGAUUACAUCAAUCCCAAAUGAUCUUCACAUGGAUUUAAUUCUUCCAUAGUAUCUUUUUCAACCUAUAUAGCGUUAUAAUCUCUUUAAGCUCUCUAAUUAAUAAUUUUGUGAGCUUUCAGUAACCAACCCUCAGUUUUAGGUGAAUGGGAGCAUUUCAUUCUGUUUUGGUUUAAGUGGCUUCGCAUUUUCAGUUAAGCUUUUCCAGAAAGAUGUUUCUUUCUAUAGAGGAAGCAUUUGAACAGAUCUGUGAACCUCUUCAAAGAUUAGGAGAUUUUGUAGUAAUAGAUUCCUCAUUUGAUGAAUCCAAGAGUGAUCUGAAUGUUCCAUUAGUUGAAACUCUCUCCCCUGGUGUUGAUUCUCCCUCUUCUCCGACUAGCCCGAGUCUAUAUACAGAUGUGAAUCUUGUUCCAGAGCAUGAGAAGAAAGAGUUUGAGCUUGCAAUUUGUACUCUUGAAGGUGAACUAGUAGAAUUGAGGUCAAAGCAGAGUUCAUUGGAGGAGAAAAGAAGGGAGGCUCUCAACAAGCUAUUAGAUAUUAAAGGAAGCAUUCGAGUUUUCUGCAGAAUCCGGCCUUUUUUAUCACAUGAAAGGAAAAAAUCCUUUGGACCCAUUGUAUCAGGAUCAGAGAAGGUUCUGAUUGGGUCCACAGGGAAUAGGAAAGAAUACAUUCUUGACAGGGUCUUUACCCAGGAUGCAUCACAAGACCUGGUGUUCAUGGAAGUUGAGCCAAUCCUCAGAUCGGCUCUUGAUGGGCAUAAUGUGUGCAUUUUUGCUUAUGGGCAGACUGGCACAGGAAAGACUUUCACAAUGGAAGGGACAGCAGAGUGUCCUGGCAUUGUUCCUCAAGCUCUGGAGCUGCUUUUCCAUCAAGCUUCUUUGGAUGAAUCAAUCAGUUUUAGCUUUGGGUUGAGCAUGUUGGAGGUUUACAUGGGAAAUUUGAGGGAUCUUCUGGCACAAAAGACUCCUCGCAAGAGAUGGGAAUCUCUCUCUAGAAGUGUCCUCAAUAUCCAAACGGAUGCUGAUGGGUCUGUGGAGAUUGAGAGGCUUCAUGAAGUAACAGUAACUGAUUUUGCACAGGCAAAUAAGCUUUACAAUUUGGGGCGAAGGGCUCGAUCCACGUCUUGGACAAACGUAAAUGAGUUGUCUAGCAGAUCUCACUGCUUGACUAGAAUAUCUAUUGGGCGAACGGGGAGUCGUGAGGGAGGGAAGAUGGCAACAAGCAAACUUUGGAUGGUUGAUCUUGGGGGUAGUGAGAGAUUGUUAAAGACUCAAGCUACUGGACAGACUUUGGAUGAAGGAAAAUCUAUUAAUUUAUCUCUCUCAGCUCUUGGUGAUGUUAUUUGUGCACUAAAGAGAAAGAGGAAUCACAUACCAUACAGGAAUAGCAAGCUAACACAAAUACUCAGAGAUUCUGUUGGAGACAGGUCAAAGGCUUUGAUGCUUGUGCAUCUCAGCCCAAGGGAAGACGAUAUUGGAGAGUCAAUCUGUUCUCUGAGUUUUGCUAAAAGAGCAAGAGGCAUUGAGUCGAGUAAAGAAAUUCCAGAGGAAUUGAAGAAACAAAAAGAAAAGAGGAUAACCGAGCUUGAAGAGGCGAUGAGAGAUGCAGAAGGAGAAUGCCGUAGGGUGAGAAACCAAAUCCAACUAGUAGAGAACCAGGUGCGUGAAAAGAAGAGGCUCUAUGCCCUGGCCUACGGGCUUCAUGAAGACCUCAAAAGCUAUCAGGGAAAUCGUCAAGAAAACCAACGAGAGAUGGUCGAGACCCCAACAACUCUUGAGAAAUCAAUAACAGCAAAUGGGUCUCUCUCUCUUCCUCGAUUCAUGGCCCCCACAGUGUGCAGCCGCCAGAGGCUUAAGACUGAUUCUUCUAUUCGAACCUCGUCAGAACUGGCUCCUCGGAAGCAUGAAAAGACCCAUUUAUCAAAAGAUUUGAAUAUUUCUUUUGAAAAUGAUAUGAGGAAUUCGAAUACCAAACCGUUGAGAUUGUCUGCUAAGAAACCCGGAUCUGAGGACUCAGGCUUUGUCUUCAGCCCUACUAGUACUAAACCAUUAUCUAUUCCCCAAAACAAGAGGGUGUCCGUGUCUUUUUCCAAGCAAACUAUUAACAAAGCGUCAUUACUUCAACACAGAAGAAGGUUUUCUGAUUCAGAGAUAGGGAAGAGAUUUAAGGUCCCAGUUAAUUAGGCCAACCUCUUUUUCUUUCUUUCUUUGGUUGGGUAAAUAUUUUUGCUAAGUGAUUCUCUUCUGGUAUUUGUAAUUUUAUGUCCAUCUUAAUUGGUUUGACAAGUAAUUGUUUCUGGGUUAUACGGACGUCAUCCCUUGGGAGGUUUUAAUUAUGUCCUGUGAAGUCCAAGGUGUGCAUUUGUGUCUUCAUAUUAUAAUUGCUUUGGUGUUUAGUUCAUAUUACCGUUGUAAAACAUGUGCAGGUUUUAAAGUGACUCAGAUUCGUGUUGGUUA